UCCCUGUUGAGUAUGGAGGAAAAGUGAAUUGGGCCUUUUAAACUCAGCAACAGUGCCCACUUGGCUCAGUCAGGCGGAGGAGAGUGGAAGUGGAGCGGGGGGCGCUAGCUGAGCUAAGCCCGGGGAUGUAGCUCGCAGUUGGGAUGGCAAAUCGACCGUUUUCCGCACAGUUAGAAUGCGUGUAGGGGGUCGAGGCAUAACCCGAAAGCGAUGACGUUCGUUUGGUUGCUGGAGCUGACCGCAUUUGUGGACUAGAAAGCGACCCGUUUCGAUAAAAGUUUUACUCGCUAACGUUAGUAAAACCCGAAUCCGUGAAUUCGGCUAGCCGUGAUCAUGACGCGUCCGGCGGUGAGCGUUAGCUACUGUUAAAAAGUAGCUAGCUCGCUAGCAUUAGCUAGCAACAUGGACGUGUCCGUACUCAUAAGAUGAUGAGUUUGAGGCUGAACUAGUUAGCUGUAACGCUAGCAAGCGGAGUAGGUUGGUAGAACUUGGUCAGAACUACGUUUAGAAAUUUAAAGAGCAGUCAGAAAUCUGAGCGGAUAUUUUUACUAUCUUCUAAACGGCGAGGGACCGUCAAACUUGACAGAGGAAUGGCUAAUGGCGCUCCAGAUUCAGCUCAUCUACACAGACCUGAAUGAGUGAAGUGGUGAACGAGUCUUGCAUUCUCACUGGAGCGGAAUGAUUUAGCAGGGUGGCACCAGCCGUGCAUGCCAAUAAGAGGAGGAGGAGGAGGAAGAAGGUGAAGAGGAUGGGUGUUAAUGCCUCCAGCUAUCCUCACUCGUGCUCUCCUCGCUUUGGGGGGCAUUCACAGACCCAGCAGACCUUCAUAGGGACAUCCUAUGCACCCACGCAGGGUUAUGGUGGCGAGUCGAAGCUCUACAGCCUGGAGCAUGGUGUUGAGAAACCUCAGGACAAAAAGAAGAAGAGCUCCAGCCUGGCAACCCUCAAGAGAAGGUUCAUCAAGCGCCGCAAGUCCAGCCGCUCGGCAGACCAUACACGGCAGAUGCGCGAGUUGCUCUCCGGCUGGGACGUGCGAGAUGUUAACGCCUUAGUGGAGGAAUACGAAGGCACGGCUGCACUGAAGGAGCUCAGCGUGCAAGCCACCCUGGCCCGGCCCGAGGCCAGGACCUUGCAGCAGGACCUGGCUGCCCUGUACCAGCACAAAUACUGCACAGAUGUGGACCUGAUCUUCCAGGAUGCGUGCUUCCCAGCACAUCGUGCCAUCCUGGCAGCUCGCUGUCCGUUCUUCAAGACACUCCUGUCCUCAUCUCCAGGCUAUGGUGCUGAGGUGCUGCUGGAUGUUGGUACGGCAGGGAUGGAUGCAGCCAUGUUCUCCUCACUGCUACAUUACCUCUAUACCGGUGAGCUGGGUGCAGAAGACACUCGGCUCCAGAACAUAGAUGUCCUCGUACGGCUGAGUGAGGAAUUCGGGACACCCAACUCUUUGGAAGCAGACAUGCGCUACUUGUGCGAGCACAUGUGUUACUAUGACUCUCUGCUCAGCUUUUCCUCGGAGUCUGAGCUUUUGGAACCUUUUGGAGCCAACGGGCCUCCUCCCAGCACCAAUAGCUCAAGCCACAGCGCUCCAGAAGAGGAGCUGAGGGCCCACAAGGCUAUACUUUCAGCCCGCUCACCCUUCUUCCGCAACCUGCUGCAGCGCCGCAUCCGUACCGGAGAGGAGAUCACAGAGAGAACGCUGCAAACACCCACUCGCAUCAUCCUAGAUGAGUCCAUCAUCCCAAAGAAGUAUGCCUGCGUCAUCCUGCACUGCAUGUACACCGACGCAGUAGACCUGUCCUUGGUGAUGCGCGGGAGUCCGUCAGCAGGGAGUCUGGGGGAGGUGCAGGCUUUGGUGGCAGGAAGAGGCAGUAUGAGUCGAGCUGAAGAGGCCAUGGAGCUGUACCACAUCGCUCUGUUUCUGGAGUUCAGUAUGCUGGCUCAGGGCUGUGAGGAUAUUGUGGUGGAGAGCAUCUCACUGGACUCGGUGGUGGCCAUCCUUAAGUGGAGUUCACAGCCCUAUGGCUCGAAAUGGGUCCAUCGGCAGGCAAUGCACUUCUUGUGCGAGGAGUUCAGUCAGGUCAUGACGUCGGACGUCCUCUACGACCUGAGCAAAGAGCACCUGCUCAGUGCCAUCCAGUCUGAUUAUCUACAGGCCAGCGAGCAGGACAUCCUCAAGUAUGUGGUGAAGUGGGGAGAAAACCAACUCAUCAAGAGGAUGGCUGAUCGAGAGCCCAACUUGCUGAGUGGCACAGCACACAGCGUGAAUAAGCGUGGAGUGAAGAGGAGAGAUCUGGACCUGGAGGAGCUGAGGGAGAUUCUGUCUCCUCUUCUGCCUUGCGUCCGCACUGAGCACAUUCUGCCCAUCAACAGCGAGGUUCUUUCAGACACUCUGAAGCGUGGUCUGAUCAGCACGCCUCCUUCAGACAUGCUGCCCACAGCUGAGGGUGGCAAGGCCAAUGCCUGGCUCAGGCAGAAGAGUGCUGGAAUCUACGUUCGCCCUCGUCUCUUUUCUCCCUACGUGGAGGAGGCCAAGGCGGUUUUAGAUGAGAUGAUGGUGGAGCAGACUGAUCUGGUGAGGCUGCGCAUGGUGCGCAUGUCCAAUGUGCCUGACACGCUCUACAUGGUCAAUAAUGCAGUACCCCAGUGCUGUCACAUGAUCAACCAUCAGCAGCUGGCUGGCAGCCAAACAGCCCCACCCUCAGUGGUGGCCAAUGAAAUACCAGUUCCGAGGCUGGCAGUGGUGAAGGAAAUGAUUCGUCGGUUGCAGGAGUUAAGGCACACAGACCAGGUGCAGCGAGCAUAUGCACUAAACUGCGGUGAGGGCGCUACAGUCAGCUAUGAGCUUCAGAUCCGUGUGCUCAGGGAGUUUGGCCUGCCUGAUGGAGCUGCAGAACUACUCCAGAACCCGCACAAAUUCUUCCCUGAGGAGCGUUUUGGAGACGAGAGCCCUGUCCUGGCUGUGCGCCAGUCAGGUCGCUGUCGGGUCAACAGCACACCGGCGGUGGAGAGCAUGUUCACAGACCUGCAAGCUUUGGUGGGUUUCCACCCACCCCUACCACCACCUCCACCUCCAUACCACCCGCCCUCCACACCAGGCCAUAGCCAGCAGCAGCUCAGGACCGGCUGGAGGCCUCGUGUGCCCAGCCAGCCUCCCUCUCGCUCCUUUUCCUACCCUUGCAACCACUCACUGCUCCACAGACAGCCAUCCUCUAAAAUGGGCAGCCCCAUUUACCCACCUGGAGCCAAGGCCCUACCCCCAGAUUGCACCAACACACAGGGGAGGAGCCUGAACCCAGAAAAACAGGGGAACAUGGAGCCAGUCAUCAGUGAGUUCAUGCCAGACAUUGCCAUUGGAGUGUCAGCCAUGAGCCUGAAGGAUCGGCGCCUCCCUGAGGUCACUAUGGAGGUUGAGGCUCACAACUCGCACCCUCACGUCUCCACAGCUCCUCCAAUCUCUCAUUGCUACUCUGGCCGACACCCUCACUCCUCACGCAAGCGGCACGCGGCUGAGCCCAAGGCCGAUGGUCCGCAGCCUGACUUAUAUGAGUUUUCAGGACGCCAUGUGCCGCCCUACACCGGUCCAGAUCUUUAUAUCCACAGCCGGCCCACGGGCAGUGGGCAUCUUCCACCUGUGUACGCUGGUGAACCCCCUGAGGGCCUUCGCCUGGACGUGUUGGAGCAGCCACCACAGAGGCUGGACCUGGCCCUGGUUGCUCAGGGGGCCAGUGCGCAGGCCAGUCAGAGGCCACAGCCAAAAGGAGAAACGGACCUUACUAGUGGCUUAGGGCCUUCCUCUGAGCCAUACAAUGAGUGGCCACAGGGCCGUCGAGCUGGCACAGAUGGGCCGGGACUGGGUCUGUGCACCGGCGGCACAGGGGAAGAGGGAGGAAUGGGGGGCCGGGACCGUAGGUCACCUAAUAAACAAGAAUACCUUUACAGGAAGUCUGCACUCUGACCCAUGAGAAAGACUGAGGAACGCCCACCACCCUCCACCCCCCGGCCUGUUCCGCUUCAUACUCAGUGGUGGGACAGCAGCUAUGUGUGUUAAUGAGGGCACUUAAAGCAUGGAGUGACUUUUUAUCUCAAAAGGCUCAAGACGCAAACUACAUAUGGAUUGAAAGCCUUAUGUAAGAGCUUGGUUUGGUUGGGUGCUAAGAAAGAGAGGGGGAUACACAGCAAGUAUCUAAAUGUUGCAGUUCUUUUCCUCACGCCUGAAACUAAGGUUCACUUGUUCCCCCUGUAGCCCUGCCUGUACAGGAGGUGCAACUGACAAUCAGAACAGAAAUGAAACCCCAUCUUACGUAGUCUCCCAAACUGCAUAAUGAUGCAGAACCAUCACUGUGCAUUUCCAUUACUCUCAUCUCCAUGCCUUUGAGUGAGAGCUGUGGCAGAAUGAGGGGAGACUUAUUUAUUUAUAUAGACAAAUGCGUUUUACCAUUCCUUAGGAAUAAAUUGAAAAAUGCCCAGGCAACAAACAACACACUCAGAGGCCUUCGCCUCGUCCAUGACAAAUAGUUCCCUCGUUGUUUGAAGGGAGAACGGCAGUAAUAGCUUUUGUAAUCCACUGCAACAGGCUUGUACAUUAGCCUGAGUGAUUUAAAAACUGGGCUGGAACAUAAAGAGGAAAACAAAUUAAAUCCCCCUGCCUCUUAUAAGGCUGUGCAACAGGCAUAACAAUUGCAAAGAAGCUCCAUUACCUGUGCAGUAGACAUUUGUUUGUUGUGUCUGUCAGUGUUUUCUUUUUCCUCCUGUCCUUCUUUCACUUGUCUUCGUUCUCUGCUUGGACAUUCUUCAUCUUUCAUUGUUUCAGGUAGUCAUUCUUUCCCCCUUCUAUUACUGAAGGGCAUUUCCACUCAGAAAGUAGGUGAAUGGGUGGUAGUCGUUAACAUGUGAGUUCACCCCUCUGGUCUUUCAUUUACCCUCUAGACAGAUCUCAACCAAACCAACCUUAGAAUCUCGACAUCUUUGCAGUGGACGUGCAUUUGUGCUAUUAGUCUCUGAGUGAUGCCUGCACAUCCUUCUACUCAACCAAUGAUCAACAAUUAUGAUGUCAAGAACAGAUUCUGCAAAAAAAGAAAAAAACUAAAUUAUGAACUUAAGGAUGCAGAGGGAAUAUUGCCUUUCUGGAGGACUAGACAUGGCGUAAGAAGCAUUACCUCACAUUAUACCUGCAUUCCACCCUCAAAUGAUUAAUUUUCUAUGUUUGGCAAGUUCACACCAAAAAAAGAGCGCAUCUCUGAGUGCUGCUUCUGUUAACGCUAUCAAACGCCCCCUGCUGUUUGAACCUCACCUCAGUUUACUCUCUUCCUGUUAUCCUCAUGAGAAAAGGAUCUUUCUCAGAUUCACUUACUGAUGCAUUAAAUAUGCAGCUUUGAUAUUCAUGUGAACAGACUAUCACGUGUUUGAUGGUACUGUAAUAUUAUGGUCUUUUAUGAUACACAAGUGCAACACCUGUGGAAUGUCUUAGUAUCAGGGAUAUGUUGCAGUGAUCACAUUUCAUUUAAGAGCUCAUCCUGAAGAGCUCUCAUCACUGUUUUCUUUUAUCCAUUUGUUUGGCACAGUGGAUGGAGUGUUGAGUUCAGUAGUUGCUAUAAUACCAUGAAUAUUUUUUCAUUUUCAUUCUUUUCUGGCUUAUUUGUAAGCAUUCAUCGCUUCCUGAUUUGUUAUGGAUUGUUUGGUCACUAUGGCGCUUUUGGAUUGGCCUCAAUAUGUGAGACUUGCAUGUUUUACAGUUUCUUUUGCCGUUGAGUUGAUCAAGGGGUGAAACUGCUCUGUACAUGGAGCCAGUGGGGUGUAAUCAUCUGUUAUCUUGGCUGGCUUUUUAAGUCACAUGAACUUUGGCUUACUGCAAUGUAAGCUUAGAGUCUUGCUUGCUACACUCUACCUCUCUUUAGCUGUCCUGCCAUUCACGCUGUUGUGGUUUCGUUUGUUCUCUUCCACCAGCAUCACUCCUAUCAGAUCUUCUUUGCAUUAUUUUCCAAACACAAUCUCUGAGUAAUCAGAAAUCACAUCUUUCAAGUGUUGCAGUAACCAAUUUCUCUUCAUUCUACUAUUUUAUUCAUUUUUUGCAUAGCAUUUUGUUAUACUUUUGAGAACAGUCACAGCUUCUAUGAUAUGGUGGAAAGGUCAGAGUGCUAAGUGAUGAACAGAAGGUUAAAUAAAUGUUUUAUUUCAGUGAUGCUGCCUGUAAAUAGUUUAGAAGGAUCAGAGUUAUGCUUCACAUCAAUUUUCACAAGGUGGCUAGUUGUUUUGUCUUGAUUUGGAACAGUUCUUCCUGCAAAUGAAGGCCUAGCAUAAUGUUGUUGAAGUUUUUCUCUCUUGAUCUUUUAGGUUUUUUUCUAAAAGCGGAAUGCUCAUCACAGGCCUUCCAUCCAGGCUGCUCUCACAAACCCUCAGCAGCUAGUGCCUCCGGCCCUGACAGUGCUGCUUUCUAGACUCCAGGGGAUCAAAUGGCCUCAGUCAUCAUCCCUGUGUUUUAAGGCUCUGGUGUGGAGACACUGUUCCAGUAUACUGGCGCAGGAACUGACAGAUCUCUGUUAGCAAGAUGUAACUGAUCCACAUUUGAUAGUUUGUGAAUCAAGAACGUUUAAAGUGAUCCAGUAUAGACAGCUGUUUUAUGCACUUCACUUAUCUUACUUAUUUGUUCUUUUUGUUUUAUACACUACCAGUCAAACAUGAACACACCUACUCAUAUUGAACAUAUUCCUUUUUUCCAACUAUUUUCCACAAUUGACAUUAAUAAUGAAGACUUUAGAGCUGUAAAAUAACUCCCAUAGAAUUACUCCAGAAGGAAAUAUUGUCUUUCUAUGAAAUAGAGCUACUCAAAGCCCAGUCCACCCUUCUGACACCAAUCAUUCUGAUUGGCAGAAAUGCAUGAACGUGUGCAGAUAUUCCUAAUUAAGACACACCAUUUUUAGGAUUAUAUAAUAAUUUUGGUGCCAACUCUAAAUUUUACUGACGUUCCUCAUGAAAACUGAAUAUUUCAGAAAGCAUUGUUUAAAAUAAAGUAUUUUUUGACUUAAACAUUCAUUGUAAUAUUUGUCUUUGAAACAACUCAAACUUCUAAGCAUAAGCCUUUAAAUUCAAAUGUCUUUAAAGAGCCAGUAUUUUGCAUUUACAUGGGUUUAUGCAUCAUAAACUGAUGUAAUUGGCAUUUACAUUAUUUUCCAACCUCUGCCUCUUUGAACAGGCUGGUUUUUGUUACUGUGCAUUUAAGACUGAUGUAUGUAAACGAGCUCGGUUUUGAUUGGCUGCCACGUAUUGUGCCUCAUUGAGAAAGCAAUCAGGGUUGGAACUCCUUAACUUCAGCAUGAAUAGGUGGAGCAAAAGUUCUUUAGCCUUAAUAGACAGAUAUAUGUAAACAUAUUAGGGUUUCUCAAAAAAAAUUCUGAGUGGGCUGUUUUUGAAAUGAAAUCUUUUUAAAUAGACUGGGAGUGUGUUUUUUGAAGCUUGAAGUUUACCAACUACAGCUCAGUCUUCUGUGCCAAAAAAACAAUGAAGAUCAAUUUGGGCUCUUUAAGAAAACAAACACUCAGGUGUGUCCAGUUUUUUGAACGGUAGUGUAGUUACAGCCUUGUGUCACCUUAGAUAUAGAACGAUGAUCCAAAGCCAUUACAUACAGAGAGAUAUCAAAAAAAAAUUUGUUGGAUCUGUACUGUUGAUCAAUAUCCUGAGUUCAGGUAUCGGAAUCAAUGUCCGAGAGGAGAGGAAGAAGUGAGUUCGACAAUCCCUAAGCUGCAGCACAGAUCCUCAGAGAGCCGACGAUUUAAGCAGACUGAGGCAGAGUGCAGCAUGCUAAUAGCACGAGAGAGACACUAUUCUUUGUCUGUGUUUGUACAUCCUGACACUCAGUGUUUAUUCCAUCACACGUUGAUGAAUAAAUUGAAGAGGAAACCCAGCAUUUUGUUUAUUUUGCUAGUGCAAGUUGAGCAGCCACUGUCACAUCAAAACUGUUUCAGCAUUUGUCCAUUUCUUUUGCCACAUAAAAAUGCCAAGCGACUGACAUUUCCACACAUAACGGUUCAAUUACCUUCUGAGGUGCAUUAGCGUAAAAGCAGCCAGAGCUUUUGCAGUAGCCAUCGAAAUGUUUUUGGCCCCGUCAUUACAAAGGCCAAUUAGCAGUGUGUAAAUAACAAAGCUGCUGCAACUGCUGCUUACUUGCAGGCUUACAUAGCAACUGUUUCACAAAUUUGCUGCUAUGAAUUCUCAAGGGCUUAUUGGAACCUCUUUGCAAAGACAUUUAAAUCAUCAAUUUGUUUAUAUUUUAUGGUUCUUUAUGUGUCUGCUCUUGUGAGUUACCUCUGCGUGUCUGUCCCCUACUUCAUAAACCAUAAAAUGUUUCAACAUGGAUAUUUUUGGAGGGUAUUUUAGUUUGAUAAUUUUUUUAUCUCACAUGGUUUAGUUACGCACAGAGCUGUUCAGGCCUUAGACUGAAGAGUAUGCAGUGGACAUUGGUAAUCUUCUGUGAUAAAUCACUAAGGCCAUUUUAAAUACCACGGUGCAGGGAUGAUAUUACUGAUAUUACUAUGCUGUAUGUCCAAAAGUUUGUAGACACCUGCUCAUCCAAUGUAUCUUCGGAAAUCAGAGGUAUUAAUAGGUAAUUGGGAUGGCUUUACACUAGAUGUUGGAACACUGCAAUCAUAUUCUCACAGCAUUCAACUACCAAAGCGUCAGUGAGGUCAGGUACUGAUGUUGCCUGCUUAGGUCUGGAGCACUCAUGCAUAAGAGAAGAGCUCCAUCACUAGCGAACGCAGAUCCACUGCUCUACAGAUCAGUGCUGAGCGUUAGCAUUGGACAAGGUGACCUUAGGGUUGUGUGGCUGAUCCAGAGCCUCCCAGUGCUUUUUUGUGGAGAUUAUUCUAACAGUGGGUAAAACUUAAAGUAGCUAAAUUCCCUAGUUAGAAGGGGUGUCUGGAUACUUUUGGACAUAUAUCUCUUACAAGCAUAAAGAGUAACCAGCCUAUUAGAGUUUCUCCAGAGCUCAUUAACUUUGUUGUGUUUUAGAUGAAUGGGUGUAUUUAAGCAGGUAAUGAGAGCUAAUUUUUUUCUUUUAGCCUUAAAAGCUAAUAGCAAAGACUGGGCAAUCCAGCAAAAGCAAUGGUGUGGGUGUCUUUGAGAAGACAGCACUACAUUUUGGGUUCUGCUAUGAAUUUGGGGGAGAAAAGAUUUAUAUAUUGAGGUCUUGAUUAGUUUAGCAAAAUGUAUCAAACCAGCACAUCCUCAGCUGCAAGUCAUUGAAAGUGCUUAGGGAUAGGUUGAUAUUUUCAUACAGUAAAUACCCAGGCUGGACAGAAUGAAAGAAUGUACAGGGAAAGGUACCAGUUGCACUACAUUUUAAAGUAGUUCACUCUUUAAUAACGGUGUGUCUUGUGUUUGCUGUGGAUUUAGUGGCCCUCUUGGCUUUGCGUCUGUCCUGCUAGUUUAUCCCCAGUGUCACUCUUUGCACGCAAGUUGUCUUUCCUGAAGACGCAAUGCACAAUACACUCAUUCCUAACCCUUGAAGUAUUAUUAUUUUUAUUUUUUUUGCAUGGCAUCGAGUUAUUUAGCUUCUGACUGCUGCAUGGCUGGGUUCAAUGAAAGGUUUGCCUAUGGAUGUGUGAGGGGGUAAAGGAAGUUGACCGUUUUAGUUGUGAUCUCAAUAUUCCUGCUUUUGCUUUCUCUCUGAUGGAGAAAAUUGAGUGCCUUACCUGCCGGAGGCUGGGCUUUCUCCUGACCCCUUAUGUCUUAUGCAAGCCAUUUUUACAAGCCUAUGUCAACCAGUCUCUUUGUAAAACUGUAGCCAGUGCUUAAUGUACAGUGUUCUGUUUUUGUUUUGUUUAUUCAAAAGAAUAUUUUUCAAGAUUUUUUUGGUACCUUUGAUCAGAAGCCUCGGAAAUGUUGUGUUUUGAUGUAUGUAAAGUGUAAAGAUUUUUUUAUAUAUAUAUAUAUAUAUAUAUAGAUAUAUCUAUGUAUAUCUAUAUAUAUAUAUCUAUAUAACAAAUAUGCGACACAUCUAUUUGGUGUAUAUAUACCAGGAUAAAAAAAUAAGCUUUCUUUUAGAUUCUUGUAUGGAGUUGUGAGAAGUGUCUAUUUUUCUACUCUUCUCCGUGGGGGGCAUAAUGGUGAUCUUAAAUCUGCAAUUAGAUGACUAACGUCUUUAAAAUAAACAGCUUUGAUAGUAA
Messenger RNA from Pygocentrus nattereri (red-bellied piranha), 10160 nucleotides. It is a transcript of the gene btbd7, whose product is annotated as BTB (POZ) domain containing 7. Gene Ontology annotation, molecular function: protein binding. The record is from RefSeq and is a predicted model, not a curated record. The transcript is spliced from 11 exons. Gene Ontology annotation, biological process: morphogenesis of a branching epithelium. Lineage: Eukaryota; Metazoa; Chordata; Actinopteri; Characiformes; Serrasalmidae. Bases 749 to 3955 code for a protein of 1068 amino acids.